AAUUAAGUGGUAGACAUGGCUAGCGGUGAUAAUUCUGAUACACCGAAACAUUUGACUUACGCGAAAUCAGACCUACCUUUGAUUGGGGCAAUGGUUGACUUCAUAGAAACCAGCUUCCGAUAUAUAAAACAUAAGACGUUUGUCCAAGCUGAAAAACUAAAUGCCAAGUCUUCGAGGGUAACAUUGUCUGCUACUUUCAUGACUACGGUAUGCCUGAUGUUGGGGUUUGUUAGUAACGUGAAGUUCGAAGUAGUGACCUUUGAUGAAGAGCCUCUGGCCAAUGACUUGCAUUUCAUGCUUAUGAGCAAGGACGAUAAAUUGUACAUCGACGAUAUUGACGUCACACGUGUCAUGUGGUGUAUAGAGGCUUCGGAUGUACUUGUCUUGUUUAUAAGUUGCCUACUAAUUUGGAACUCAUCGAAUGUUAGGUCACCACUGAGCGAGUAUCUAUUCUUGCCGUGGCUCGGAAUGACAUUGCGGGGGCUGUUUCUGCGACAGGCGCCGACUGCCGGAGCCUUGCUGUACACCACGGCGGUGGUUAGCGGUGAAAUCAACCCACUGUUUUUGACGGCAUUCUCUUUUCUCUUUCUGCUAGAAGCGCGGAUGUGGUUGGAGGUGGCUCGUCUGGUGCGCGCGCGCUGGGAUCGUCGAGAGCAAGCGGACCCGAGCCAUGACUCGGAGUACGAACUCGAGACUCUGUGGAGCAAUGACGACGUGCAGAGCGUCGAAGUUCGCAAUUACGUUUAUUGAUUUACAUAUUCUUUAUUUAAAUUUUGUAUUGUUUUUAUAUUGAUUAUUUUGUGCACGAUUUGUUACGUAAAAUAUAUUUUAAAGUAAAUUGUUGUUUAUUGAUAACGAUUGCGUGGAUCACGAUAACAUUUGAGUAUGAUAAAACGACACAAAUAAGUAUUAAAAAAA
Messenger RNA from Manduca sexta (tobacco hornworm), 918 nucleotides. RefSeq lists its product as uncharacterized. NCBI's taxonomy places the organism in Eukaryota, Metazoa, Arthropoda, Insecta, Lepidoptera, Sphingidae. The transcript has 4 exons. The coding region runs from base 16 to 750 and encodes 244 amino acids. The record is from RefSeq and is a predicted model, not a curated record.